Messenger RNA from Monosiga brevicollis MX1, 993 nucleotides. RefSeq lists its product as uncharacterized. Bases 1 to 993 code for a protein of 330 amino acids. The transcript has 5 exons. Gene Ontology annotation, molecular function: protein binding. The record is from RefSeq and is a predicted model, not a curated record. Lineage: Eukaryota; Choanoflagellata; Craspedida; Salpingoecidae.
AUGUUCUCGUUCUGCUCCGAUUCAAGCGCCACUGCCACCCGGACCAAGCCCACACCCGACCGAGGCUCCCAGCCACGCCCGCCCCCUUCAACCCAAUCUGCCGACAUGGCGACCGUGUUUGGUGAUGCGGGCGAAUUUGCCCAGGAAAUGAAGCAGGUCAUUAACGAAAACCAGUACAGUGAUAUCACCUUCAUUGUCGGAGACACACGCGAAAAGAUCCAUGCCCACCGCAUUAUCCUGGCGGCACGAUGCGAGGUCUUUCGCGCCAUGUUUGCUGAACAACGUGCCCAGGCCAAGUCGGGCAAAAAAGACAAUGUUCCUCUCGUGCUCCCCGACGUGCGGCCUUCAGCCACGAAUGCCCCCAAAGAGAAAAAGCAGUCAUCGCAUGUAAAUGGCAACCAAUUGUUUUUGGCUGUCUUGGAAUACAUUUACACCAACAGUUGUACACUGAAGCCCUCGACCGUGGUGGACGUGCUGGCCUCGGCCAUCGAGUACGGCCUGGAUGGCCUGGCCGCUUGCUGUGCCAACUACAUCACCGACAACCUUACCGUCGACACCGCCUGCGGUGCCAUUCAGGCGGCCAUUGCGUACGAUCAGAUCGAGCUGCGUGAUCGCUGCAUGACCUUUAUCGAAGAGCACACGGCCGAGGUCUUUCACUCCAAACAUUUUGUUGAAAUUUCUGCGGAAACCUUUGCACACAUUCUCGAAUCGGAUAAGCUGCGAGUACCCGAGAGCACCGUUCUGGAAGUGGCCAAGAACUGGGCAAGUGUCAACGCCGUGGUGACCGGCCAAUCACUCAAGGACACCAUUGCACCCGUCAUCGAGCAUGUGCGCCUGCCCCUCCUGGACGCCGCGACCCUGCAACAGAUUGAAGCCGACAACGAAAAGGAUCCCAUCGUACCAGAGCGCCUCAUUUCCAAGGCCUGGAAAUACCAAGCCACUCGCAAGGCACCCGCUGACGACAAGCACUUUGUGCCUCGCGCAGGCUCUUAA